CAUUUUAAUUAUUAUUUUUUUUUUAAAAUAACGGUUAUUAUAUUUGGAUUACCAUUGCAUGUGUAAACGAGGCUUUAGUCAGGACUUAGCUCUUACCUAUCAAAGGCUGAAUGGCCUUCUAUUCAUCAAAUUAUGAAGGGAGUUUGGAGAAUGGAAUGUGAGCCAUGUUAUUUUUGUAUUAUCUUGUAGAAGAAUAUCGAAGCAGAAACGUAACUUGAGAAGGCUUCCUCAUGAAAUGCUCUUCCAUCUUUGCGCAUCACUGGUGCUGUAUUCUAGAAACGCUAAAUGGUUGGUUAGACGAUAACAAUAACGAUACUGCCUCAUUCUGAUAUGAUGCGGCAAAACUGUAACGUUUUUUUUAUAACUUAAAAGUGUAAUACUCCUCACAAUUUCAUAUCUUAUAUAAACAUAGAGCUCAGUGAAUAGAUACAGGAGGUUUCUUGCUCACAAUUGCCAUUUUAUUUACACUAAGAACAAAAUCAGCAUUUUUUUGCAGCUGUAUACCACAUGGUAUCAGAAUGAGCCCUAAAUCACACUUGAAUGGCUCCUCUGUUGUUUAAUGUGGAAAAUGAAUAUAAAAUCAUUGUUUUGGUCAGACAUCAAUGAUUUAUACUUAUGAGUCUCCCACAUCAAUUUAUUGGCCCGUUUCGGAUAACUUGGCGAGUGAUUUUAUCAGGACAUACCUCAAGAAUAUGACUGGAGCAAAAGCCGAUCAUUUUACUCCAUCGAGGUGACUUCUAUUCAGAAGAAGUCAUGUGGGGGCAGUAUUGAUCGUGCUUGACUGACAGAGCCCUAACGAGUUUAUCAUGGGGGUGUGACCACUUCAAUCGUUAUCAUUACCAUUAAAUCAUGUAUGCAUAUAGUCCAUCGUUGUUGCUAUUGUACAGGUCCGACCAGCCCUGAAGAAGAGGUGUCUUUGUUUUUUAUCCCGUGAAAGCAGUUAAAUUUUGGUUCACCCCGGGCUAGGAGAAUCCAUAAUUGAAAUGAUAUCACUAAGAGUACUUUAUGCCCAAAUAUGUAAUCCCAGUAACAUACUUUUCUCACUGGUGUAUACUCCAUGUAGAUUAUAGCAUUGUAAAUAUUCCCAUUAUUCAUUAAAAUUAUGUUUGGAAAAGAAAAUGAUGGAUAUAGAAUAUUUUUCUUUGUUUUUAUGCACUGUUUUUUUAAACUUGCCUAUUUUUAUUUUAGGUAAUAUAUAUUCAUUGUGUGUUUGUAAAAUAGCACUUUAAGGAGUUUUGUUUUCAGCACAGCGCAGUAGAGUAUUUUUAUAUAGUAGCUGCGCUGUGUGAAUUGAUCUUAAUUAUUAUUAUUAAUUGGUGUAUUAACCUCAUUUCUAUAAACUGAGUAUGUAUUCUAUUUAUUAAGAUAUCAAUUCGAAGAAAGAUUCAGAUUUGCUAUGCUUUAAGAUUAGUGAUUCAACUAAAUUAGCAUUGUUUUAUCAAGUGAUCAUAGUGGAAAUUAUUCAGCAUAAUAUUCUUUUAACUUUUAAAUACAACGAAACAAUUAUUGUUAAGGCAUUUUUUGUUCCUCUUCUAAUUUAUUUUGUUAUUUUGUUAAUUUCUGUUAAUACCAUUUGUUUUUCAGAAGUGUUCUUUUAUACACAUUUAUAAUGCUGCAAAUAAGAUAUAUGUGUGUAUAUUUUUUUAAUUGUAAAAGGAUGUGCUAUUUUUUCUGAAGGAAGCAGGGUUAGAUAAGUACUACAGAAAGUUAUAAAAGUAUUAACUUGACAUGAUUUUUUUGUUUGUGUAUAUGUAUAUCUCCUGUUAAGAGUCACUAUGUGGAUGUUCACACUAGUUUUAAGAGAUCUCAGUCUAGUACAAAAUUGUACAUAAAAAAAAAAGAGAUAAAAUUUUGCCUGAAAACCACCAGUAAAUCCCCAGGUUAGAGUUAUCAACUUUGUACAUAUCCUCUAACCAGAAAUUCUUAGCUUCAACAGUAGUAUACCUCCUCAUAUACCGCUUACCACCUCAAUAUGUCAAGAGUGAUUGACAACAUCUUGUCAGAGAGUGAGAGAGAGAAAGAGAGAGAGAGCGAACAUUGUAAUAGGGAGUAAGGGAAUUGGUGUCAUGGGGGUCGUUGUAAGUUUAAAAUUAUUGUUGUAAUCAUCAAAAAAAUCUUCCUUUUCAGGAAAACUUAAAAUCAUAACAGUUGGAUAAGGGCAAGUCUGGUAUUUUGUCAUCUGGUGUCAUAAAAAACCAUCAAAAAUUCAUCCUUUUCAGGAAAACUCAUAAUCACAACAGUCGUAUAUGGGUCCGUGUAGGGUAUAUGUGUCAUCUGGUGUCUAAACCGUUAUUCUAGAGUUGGCCGGUAUUCUGGAUUUAAGAACAUAGAUUCACAUGGCAACGUAUCAUUACUCUUCAUAUUCGGUCGUAUCUGAGCUUUUCAUUCAAUGAUCAGCUAGACUCGAAUCCUAGAUGUGUCGGUAACGUAUUGGACGAAAAACUUGGAUUUGCCCAUAUACUAGAUUGAUAUUCAAAAUACUCAUUUAUUAUGUAGAAGCAGAAAAGCGUUUUCCCUCUCUUUGUUGUUGGUGGUUGUGAGCCAGCAAAUCACAGCAUGUUUAUUAUCAGUAAAGUGUACGUUACAAGCAGAGUUAAAGCAUUCUACAUGUAUAUGUAUCAUGUGUGUAUUCAUAUAUCUGUGCAUUCAUAUAUUUGUGUAUUCAUAUAUCUGUGCUUUCAUAUAUUUGUGUAUUCAUAUAUUUGUGUAUUCAUAUAUUUGUGCAUUCAUAUAUUUGUGCAUUCAUAUAUUUGUGCAUUCAUAUAUCUGUGCAUUUAUAUAUUUGUGUAUUCAUAUAUAUGUGCAUUCAUAUAUUUGUGUAUUCAUAUUUCUGUGCAUUCAUAUAUUUGUGUAUUCAUAUAUUUGUGUAUUCAUAUUUCUGUGCAUUCAUAUGUUUGUGUAUUCAUAUAUCUGUGUGUUCAUAUAUUUGUGUAUUCGUAUAUCUGUGCAUGCAUAUAUUUGUGCAUUCAUAUAUCUGUGUAUUCAUAUAUGUUUGCAUUCCAUUUCCUGCUUGCUGAGUAUUCCAUCACAGUGUGUUCAUCAUAAAUGAUUAUAUUUUGGGAACUAUGUAGUCAAGCAAAGAAGAUAACAACUUUACUAUUCUAAUAAUAGUCAAAAUGAAUAUAUAAGAGUAUAUUUUAUGUUAUAAUACCAUGAUUAAAGAGAGAAAUGCAUUUUUGUAAGUCAUAUUCAAUGUGAAAGUUGUUAGCUUUCUUAAAGAAUAAGAGCUCAAAUAUGAAUUUAUUUUUAAAUGCAAGUAUUUGUUGAGGAUUGUACAUGUGAAUGAACAAGUAUCUAUGACCAUCAUAUGAAUGCUGAAGUGGCUGAAUGCUUAUUGUGCUGAAACUAAGAGGUCUUUUCAUUAAAAAAAUGAGAGUACUUUUAAUAUAUUCCUAAAACUAACAUAUUUAAUAUGUAGCAGUGUUUUUAAAUAGAUAGGUCACUAAUUUGCAGAUUGAAUUUAUGCAGUACUAAUAUUUCAGCAGAAUAAAAUCACAAACAAUUUUAGAAGUAAAAAA
This is a messenger RNA of Strongylocentrotus purpuratus (purple sea urchin), 3518 nucleotides long. RefSeq lists its product as uncharacterized. The transcript has a single exon. Bases 2557 to 3045 code for a protein of 162 amino acids. The record is from RefSeq and is a predicted model, not a curated record. Lineage: Eukaryota; Metazoa; Echinodermata; Echinoidea; Camarodonta; Strongylocentrotidae.